AUGACACCCGUAUACUUUACCUUUACCUCAGCAUUUACCCUCGGGCUAACAGGCCUGGCAUUCCACCGCAAUCACUUAAUAUCAGCAUUACUCUGCUUAGAAGGAAUAAUAUUAUCCUUAUUCCUAGCCCUAGCCCUUUGAAUACUACAACUAGAAGCUACCGCCUUCUCCGCCGCACCCAUUUUACUACUAGCUUUUUCAGCCUGCGAAGCUAGCGCAGGUCUAGCAUUACUAGUUGCUACAGCCCGAACCCACGGAACAGACCGCCUACAAGCCCUAAAUCUACUACAAUGCUAA
Tachysurus vachellii is the source of this 297-nucleotide messenger RNA. The record is from the annotation of a RefSeq genome assembly. NCBI's taxonomy places the organism in Eukaryota, Metazoa, Chordata, Actinopteri, Siluriformes, Bagridae.